Clonostachys byssicola is the source of this 1989-nucleotide messenger RNA. The record is from the annotation of a GenBank genome assembly. NCBI's taxonomy places the organism in Eukaryota, Fungi, Ascomycota, Sordariomycetes, Hypocreales, Bionectriaceae.
AUGGCAUUCCACGACUUGUACCCAGCCAGAUUAGACGUUUCUAAACCUGAGAUCCGAGUUCUCGAGAUCAUAGACGACAGCAAUAACAGCCAUGUAUCAUGCAAAUUACAUACUGUCACUCUCGAUAGCUCGUCGCGUUACGCAGCCUUGUCCUAUGUCUGGGGCGACCGCAAUGCCAUGACAGAGAUCACAGUCAAUGAUAGGAGGAUCGCGAUAACAAGAAACCUAGCCGGAGCCCUAAGACAUGCCCGCAAGUACUGGAAAUGCCUGUUUUCCGAUGGAGACCCGGCUUCUUUCAGAAUAUGGGCAGACGCCAUCUGCAUCAAUCAAGCAGAUUCCCUGGAGCGAAGUGAACAGGUCACGCUCAUGCCUCAGAUCUAUUCAAAAGCCAAGCUAGUCCUCGGCUGGCUGGGGGAUCAGCAUAGUGAGGACCUAGCAAUUGCAACUCUGACAAUAGGCCUCAUACAUGGCGCUCUUGCAAGCGUUUGGGAUGACGAGCAAAAGUUGUUACAGCUAGAGUGGCUCAAAAAUUAUCCCUCUCUGACCGUGGCUCCCGGAUGUGAAAGAAGAUGGAGGGCUCUACGCGUCCUAGGGAGCUUACCGUACUGGAAGCGAGUGUGGAUUUUGCAAGAGAACCUUUUGGCAACAACCAUGUUUUACGUAACUCCCACGACCAUGAUAGAGGCCAAUACGCUUCUGCAAGCAUGCGUUGGAUUUGGAGUCCUCUGCGAAUUGAUCGCCGAGCAUCAUGUGGCUAAACCCGACUUUGUUCCAAACCACGUCUGGUUGCUUUUCAAACCCCCUGAGGGGACAGCUUUCAAUGGAUUGAAGGUAAUUGGGCGUCUAGGCUCAACCAAGCAAAUAUUUCAAGGGAUGCCGUCACAUAAUCCCGGUACAAAUCAGAUGAUGUGGGAGCAUUUGAAACAGUCGCAACUCGGCGGCGUUCUUCAGGCUACGGAUCCCAAAGAUCAUAUCUACGGCCUCUUGGGAAUUAGCUGCCUUGACAUCCAGAUUGAUUAUAGUGAAAGCAAGCAACUCAAAGAUGUUUACGCAGACUAUUGUCGUGCCGUACUACAAGUUCUCCAACAGCUACCAAGACGAGAUAUCUUUUUCCUCCGAGACGCUGGCAUUGGUGUCUUUGACACUGCAGAAUUGGACAUCCCCUCCUGGGUGCCAAAUUACCCUGCGAGAUCAACCGGUGACCCACCACUCAUGUUUAGAAGUACCUUUCAUCUAAGUUCAAUGGCGCCAGGUAUUCCAUUCCCAAGCAUAUCUGGUCUCGAGCUGUCCAUUUCUGGCGUUCGCCUUCAGAAUGUGAAGCGCAUCAUGCAAUCACCACCAACCAUAGAAAAUCUCCAAAAAGGAGGAGACGGCCACCCAUGGGCCAUGGAAUACCUGCAAAGGAAACCAAUGUACAACAACAUACCAAGCACUUGGGCUCUGUUCAGCGCGGUGGCGAGAAUGCCAAAAUUUACCCGGGACACAUCAAACUUGCUCCUUCUUCGGGAUUUUUUGAGAUUUCUUGAUCUUAAGCCACCACAAGAUAUCGAGAAAUGGGGCAACAACCCUCUUCAAUAUACUACGGAAGAAGAGGGAGGCAUAUCCAUUGGCAUUAUAAUGGAUGGCUCAAUUAGUAACCCAUCAAUGAUGGCCCACGUCUCGCCAGCGCUGAGCUUCACAGACCCCGUUCAGGCUCUCAAGGACAGGAUGGUUGAAACCACAUGUCGAUUGAUCCUCAUCUUAGACCGAAACCAUCACGUCAAACUAUUUGAAACGGGAAAGGAGCUAUUGGGCAUGGGGCCGCAACACUGCUCUGAAGGCGACAUAGUCUGUGCCGUCGAUGGAUAUAGUGACCUCGUGCUUCUCCGAAAAUGCGGAGACCGAUAUAAAUUUGUCGGACCUUGUUCAACUUUCGGGAUAUCGGAGGAGUCUGUCAAGACAGCAUUAGAUGAGGGGGCUCUGAAGGUUGAAACAUUUCGACUUAUCUGA